Molecule: messenger RNA, 1980 nt
Organism: Adineta ricciae
Lineage: Eukaryota; Metazoa; Rotifera; Eurotatoria; Adinetida; Adinetidae
Source: the annotation of a GenBank genome assembly
AUGCCUCGAAGCAAUAAGAAGUGGUGCGCUCAUCCGAUCUCUCACCAAGGUUCAAGAAAGUUGGGUCCGGGCGCUCUUUGUCCACGUGGAGAUCGACCGAUUGACAGUGAUUUGGAUGCAUUUAUCACGCAAGAAUAUUAUCAAGCGGAUGCGAUUGUUGGAUUUGCUCUAUGUGACGGCGAACUUCUGCGCCGAACUUGUUAUGAGACAGAAACCAGUCGGUUUCAUACGCAUUUGGGCGUGCAUGUGAGUUCUCCAUCAGUCGAUUCACCAAUAUCUGCAGGAGGUCAUAGCAUGAUAGAGAGUGUCGAAAUGAGAUACAAAUUCGAACAGGCCAAAGAACUGCUGAAUCAAGUGUUUGAUGCACUGGGAAUUGCGAAGAUUAGAGAUGUACGACAGACAAAUCAAUUGGACAAACAAGUGACGACGGCUAUCGAGCUGAUUCGGUCUGCGGCAGAAGCCUUGCGACACGUUCAAGACGUCGCCCAGCUUCCAAGUCAUUCAUCGCCUAAACUCGCUGACAAGGAAUAUCUUCUCGAUGGUUCCAAGUGUUUAAUUAAAUCUAGUGACCCAGAUGAACAGAUUCGUCUUCUCACCUUAGCUCCACCUGAAUGGGGAUGUGUAAAAGUGGAAGAAUACUUCGAAAUCUCUCGCUAUCUGGCUCAAAAGAGCAUCUCUCUUCGUGUGUCUUACGGCAGGUUGGCCGUACCUGUCGACUGGCGCGGCAACACCUGUCUUGAACCGCUCCUUGUUCAGGAAAUCAUCGACUUCUACAAUGAUGAUGCCAUCAGCCGUCAGUCUCCUAAUAAACGUGAUGUGAUACACAUUCAAAAGAAUCCCAUUGCCAUUCGACACAUGUCAAUGACUGUAGGCCAAGCCUAUCAACUCUUUGUCCAACAGUUACAAGCGAAGCAGGGAACAAAUUCUGUGAAAAAAUCGAGCUUUUAUAACCUACGCCCAAAAUGGAUUAAAAUUAAGAAGCCACAUGAUGUUUGUACCUGCAUCUAUCAUGAGAACUUUGAAUUACACAUUCAGAGUUGGAACAACCUGGGUGUUAACACUAUGGAUAUGAAAAGUCUCAUUGCUGAAUGCGUAUGUUUUUCGCAAACAGAAACGUGCUAUUUCCGAGAAUGUGAUGACUGCAAGUGGUUGCAGCCUGGUGGAUUUCUGUUUAGUGAGCUUGUGUGUUGUCAAAAUGUGACAAUCGAUGAUAGUGUAGCUUGGAUGACGUGGAAAUCAGCUGUAUCGUCAAAGAGAGUGGUUGACGCUGACGACGAGCCGACCUCAGUUGCAAAGAUCUCAAUGCAGCGUGUCAGCGGCUCGAUUCGUGAUCUGCUUGACGAGUUCGAUGUCAAGUGGACAAAAUUUGCUAUCCACCACUACUGUACUCGUCAACAGCAAGAGUACAUUAAAAAGAUUAAAGAAGAAGCUUGUUCGAAUGCAACAGCGGUGGUCCAAAUGGAUUUUGCAGAAAAUCCUGCGCUGAUUGUUCAGCACGAGAUCCAGCAAGCUAAUUGGACAACUCCACAAGCCACCAUUUUUACGGUACACAUCACUGUAGACAAGACCAUUCAACAUAGCCUCGCUUUCGUCAGCGAUCAUCUUGAUCAUAAUAUUGAUUUCGUUCAUGCUGCUCAAAAGGUAAUUGUUCAGUUCAUUCGUGAUCGCUAUUCUGCUGUAAAAAGAGUUAAUUAUGUCACUGAUGGAGCUCCUCAGCACUUCAAGAGCAAUAAAUCAAUGCUGAAUUUAACUUAUCACGAGAGUGCCUUCGGAAUUCCAGCCGUCUGGACUUUUUCUGCUACAGCACAUGGAAAAGGUCCAGUUGACGGAAUCGGAGCAGCUUUGAAAUACCGUGCAACUCGUAGAGUACUCAGUGGACGACGAACAGAUACCAUUUUAACCCCACAAGAGCUUUAUCAAUUCGCCUCACCGAUACCAAGAUCAAUGUGCUUUAUCUUAGUCGGCAAGAUAUACAGCUAA